GGUGGUGCUUCGGGAAAAUGUAAACAACGCAACAGCAGCAGGUUGCUGACUCGCAGCGCUUUUUACUUUGAGAUGGAUGAAAAUGCUCGCUUUUAUCGGGAGCUGCCGAAGGUGGAGCUUCACGCGCACCUCAAUGGCUCAGUCAGCUUCGUUACCAUGGAGAAGCUGAUCAACAGGAAGCCGCACCUCAACAUCGAGAAAAGCAUGACAGCUAUCGGCAAGGGCCAGCGGAGGACACUGGAUGAAUGUUUUGAGGUGUUUAAAGUCAUCCAUAAACUGGUGAACACAGAGGAGGAUAUCCUGAUGGUGGCCACAGAUGUUAUCAGGGAGUUUGCAGCUGAUGGUGUCAAAUAUUUAGAGCUUAGAAGCACGCCAAGAGAAGAGAAAGAUACAAGAUUAACAAAACAGAGUUAUAUUGAGACUGUCAUCAGAGCCAUUCAGCAGUGCAAAAAUGAAGGAUUGGACAUUGAUGUUAGGUUUCUGGUGGCCAUUGACCGCAGAAAUGGGACUGAGGUUGCCAUGGAGACAGUGAAACUGGCCGAAGAGUUUAUGCUGUCAUCUGGUGGUCAGGUGGUGGGAAUUGACCUCAGUGGAGAUCCAAAGGUGGGCCAUGGCAAAUACCUGCUUCCAGCCUUGGAGAAGGCCAAAAACUGUGGAUUGAAGUUGUCGUUGCACCUUUCAGAAGUUCCCUCCCAGCUGGAGGAGACGGACUUGCUGCUAAAUCUCCCCCCGGACAGGAUCGGUCAUGGAACCUUCUUACAUCCUGAAAUGGGUGGAACUCAGCACCUUGUUGACAAAGUGGUGAAAAACAGGAUACCUCUGGAGCUGUGCCUGACGUCAAACGUCAAAGGACAAACUGUGCAAAAUUACUCCCAACAUCACUUCAGGUACUGGUACCAGUUGGGACAUCCAUGUGUCAUUUGUACUGAUGAUAAAGGAGUUUUUUGCACAGACUUGUCUCAGGAAUAUCAGCUGGCUGCUGCCACGUUUAACCUCAGCCAUGAGGCCGUGUGGAAGCUGUCCCAGCAGGCCGUAGACUGCAUCUUUGCAGAAGAAGCCCUGAAGGAGCAGCUGAAAGAGAAGUGGACUAAACUUCAGCCACAGGUGCUAAAUUUACCUGUUCAGCAAAUUUAACGCCAGUCGUAUAUUUUAAAGUUUAGUUUAUAAACUUAAACUUUUUACAACUGUUUUUAGAACUAAAUUAAACAAAAGUGUAAGACAGCAAUACAAAGCAGUGUUUGACACAAAUAAAAGUUAUUUAUUUCAUAA
Molecule: messenger RNA, 1269 nt
Organism: Austrofundulus limnaeus
Lineage: Eukaryota; Metazoa; Chordata; Actinopteri; Cyprinodontiformes; Rivulidae
Gene: mapda
Product: N6-Methyl-AMP deaminase
Exons: 10
Coding region: 73-1134 (353 amino acids)
Biological process (GO): inosine biosynthetic process; adenosine catabolic process
Molecular function (GO): adenosine deaminase activity
Source: RefSeq, a predicted model, not a curated record